AUGGGUGGUCAUUCCAGUAAGGACAAUGAUGCGAUGACAGAUUUUCUGGUGAAGCGAGGUAGUAUUACGAGACCAGAAGUCGAGUUAGCAUUCAGGUAAGAGUGGGUUAUGACGUGGCGUUUGGGGGCGAUUUGAAGUAUUUUGAACAGACAGAGUUGCGAAAUAUUGUAUGUACUUUGAACUCUGAGGGAUCAUGUGAGCUCUAAUUAUAGCUUUCGAUCUGAAUCUCUGAAGACCAAUAAUCAAGAGAAAAUGCGCUCCGUUGAUAAUAGGCGAGCAAAUCAAUAAAGCAAACGCGCUCCAUUGCACUUUACCCAAAAUUCUUGAAAGUUCAAAUUUUCUGGAGAGUAGAAAGUGCGCUCUAUUGAUAAGAGUCGCGAAGUCAACAAAAUUCAAAUUUUCGAGCAAAUGCGCUCUACGGAAAGCGCAGAAAAACCAUCAGAGAUUCAAAUUUUGAAUAGAAAGUGCGCUCUAAUGAUAAAAACCUAUAAAUUCGAAAUUUUAUGCAACUUUGCUCUACCGAAAACACUGUGAAACCCCCAAAAAAUUCAAAUUUUUUGCAGAUUAACAGAUCGUGGCCGCUUCCUACCGCCUGAAAACCGCACCGAAGCCUAUCGUGAAUCACCAAUGAAAAUCACAUCACAAGACACGGCCAGUCAAUUCUACCCCGGCCCACUUCAUCUCUCAGCACCCGAAAUCUACGGAAUCGUCUUAUCCGAACUCGAAAUUCAAGCCGGUCAAUCAUUUUUGAAUAUUGGAAGUGGAACUGGUUGGUUGAAUACGGCUGCCGGAUUUUUGUUGGGCGAUGCUGGAAAAAAUAUUGGUGUCGAGUAUUUUGAGAAUUUGGUCAAGUAUUCGGAGAGAAAAGUUCUCGAGACACUUAGUAUGCCACAGGUUUGUACUAGUUAUGAUAACUUGAAAUUUUGGGGGUUUUUGAGUGAAAAUUUGGAAUUUUAAGUGUUUUUCUGGGAGCAGGAAGUUAUUUUAUAAAAUUUUUGUGAUUUUCUGAUGGAAAAUUUGAGAUUUUUAUGGUUUUGAAGCUUGAAAUUUGGAGCAUUUUGAGCCCAUGGCCUAGAAAUCCAAUUUUUUGGAUUUCUAGGCCAUGAAGCUUUUUUAUGGUUUUAAAGCUUGAAAUGAAAUUUGGAGCUUUUUGAGCCCAAAUACGAUCAUGGCCUAGAAAUGCAAUUUUUUUCGGAUUUCUAGGCCAUGAAGCUUUUUUUGUAGAUUUUUAUGGUUUUGAAGCAUUUUGAGCCAAAAUACGAGCAUGGCCUAGAAAUGCAAUUUUUUGGAUUUCUAGGCCAUGAAGCUUUUUUGUAGAUUUUUAUGGUUUUGAAGCUUGAAAUUUGAAGCAUUUUGAGCCCAAAUACGAGCAUGGCCUAGAAAUCCAAUGUUUUGAAUUUCUAGGCCAUGAAGCUUUUUUUUAGGGUUUUGAAGCUUGAAAUCUGGAGCAUUUUUAGCCCAAAUACGAACAUGGCCUAGAAAAUCAAAAUUUGGAUUUCUAGGCCAUGAAGCUUUUUUUGUAGAUUUGUAUGGUUUUGAAGCUUGAAAUUUGGAGCAUUUCGAGCCCAUGGCCUAGAAAUGCAAUUUUUUGGAUUUCUAGGCCAUGAAGCUUUUUUUGUAGAUUUUUAGGGUUUUGAAGCUUGAAAUUUGAAGCAUUUUGAGCCCAUGGCCUAGAAAUCCAAUUUUUUGGAUUUCAAGGCCAUGAAGCUUUUUUUGUAGAUUUUUAUGGUUUUGAAACUUGAAAUUUGGAGCAUUUUGAGCCCAUGGCCUAGAAAUCCAAUAUUUUGGAUUUCUAGGCCAUGAAGCAUUUUUUGUCGAUUUUUAGGGUUUUAAAGCUUGAAAUUUGAAGCAUUUUGAGCCCAUGGCCUAGAAAUUCAAUUUUUUGGAUUUCUAGGCCAUGAAGCUUUUUAUGUAGAUUUUUAUGGUUUUGAAGCAUUUUGAGCUCAAAUACGAUCAUGGCCUAGAAAUCCAAUGUUUUUUUUGGAUUUCUAGGCCAUGAAGCUUUUUUUUGUAGAUUUUUAUGGUUUUGAAGCAUUUUGAGCUCAAAUACGAGCAUGGCCUAGAAAUCCAAUGUUUUGGAUUUCUAGGCUAUGAGGUUUUUUUUAAAGGAUUUUGAAGCUUGAAAUUCGGAGCAUUUUGAGCCCACGCUGAUUAUUUCGAACGUUCUGGCCGUCAAUGGAAAAAGUUCGGCCCCGCGUUCGCUAGAGCGCACAUUCAUUUUUUCAACACGGUGUUUCAAGUUUUUUCUAAAUAGCGCCUAUUAUCAAUGGAAAACGCCUGAACCGUGAAAUUUUUCAUGAAACUAUCAGUAAAUAGCCCGAUUACACUUUUCUAUGCUUUUGAAAUUUUAUUUAAUCUUUCCAUUCGGUCGGUCUCACUAAAAUGCCUAAGGGUACACGGUUUCGCUGAUUCACGUGUCAAGCUUGGUCAAAUAAUGAUCGCAAGACGAUUCUCUACAAAGUUAUCGGUUCCUUUUUUGGAAAAAUAGACUUCUUGAAAAAUUUCUGAACAAAAAAACGAAAAUAAAAAAAUCGGAAAAAAGUGGGCGGAGCGUGGCCGUGUUUUUUGACUGUUUGGUUUCCUAGGUCAGAACGGACGAAAUAAUCAGCGUGAGCCCAAAUGCGAUCAUGGCCUAGAAAUGCAAUGUUUUGGAUUUCUAGUCCAUGAAGCAGCAUCCAAAACUGACCUGAAAAUAAUUUUAGGUGCACGCAUUUCCGUGGUGUCGCCCUGUAUUUCAUUGUUGCAACGCUCUAACCACCGAAUUUCUCGACAACGAAUCCGAAGAAGGCAGAUAUGAUCGAAUUUAUUGCGGUGCUGCGAUCAGCGACGCGCGGCACAUUGACAAAUUGUUGCGGAAGCUUGCGGUCGGCGGAAAAAUGGUGGCACCAAUCGAACCGGAUUUGGUGCGUUUCACACGUGUCAGUGCUACGCGAGUCACACGAACCACAGUCUCACGAACAACAUUUGCUCCACUUGCACCGCCUUCUAUUCUCUAUCAGAAUAAAUCAUUGCCGGGAGGAGAGGCGCAACAAAUCGCGUCGCUCAAAUCAAUGUGUCGCGUGGCGAUUCGCCGACAAAUUCGCGAGCGGAUUAAUGAGACGGCGUGUCGUCCGAGAGUUCGACAAAUUUGGCAAGUUUCGGAAGAGCAACAGCAGCAGGCUGCGCAAAAUCGCAUCAAUUUGCGCGAUUUUGCUGCACCCGGACAACCUGGACUCUUUGAUGAUAUUGGGGUGCCGAAUCCGCGGCCGCCGCAGAUCAAUCCUCCACAACGUCCAGGUACGAGAUAUGAAUUGUUUAGAGAGCAGGGUGGUGAGUUAGUUGUUCGAUACAAGCAUUUAAUUUUUCAAGGCUUUUUGGCGUCGAAAAAUUUGAUGCUAGAUUUUUCAAAAUCUCCAUUUUCCCGCCAAAAUUUUAGGGCUGAUUCACGAACUAAAAAAUGUUUAAAAAUGUUUUUUUAACAUUGAAAGAUCAAUUCACGAAAAGUCGAAAAAUGUCGAAAAAACAUUGUAGGUCAAAAUUAGUUUUUCGUGUUUUUCAGCCAAAAAUGAUGACAAAUCGAUUUUUUUCAAGCUUCUGGAGUAAUUUCUGAUGAAAAUAAGCUCCGAGAACACUAUUUUGCUUUAUUUUAUGAAUUUUUCAAAAUUCAUCAAAAUUUAAAAUUUUUUUAUUUUACGAAAAAUCAGCAAAACCUUCUGGAAAGUGAAUUCCAAGGUCAAUUUCAAUCAGAAAUUACUCCAGAAGCUUGAAAAAUAUCGAUUUGUCAUCAUUUUUGGCUGAAAAACUCGAAAAACUAAUUUUGACCUACAAUGUUUUUCUAAUUUUCCGGUUUUCCGGAAAAUGUGCUCGGAGAAUCCGGAAAAUGAUUUUUAAUAGUAAUAUUUUCAAUAUUGCCAAAAUUUUGUGAAACUUCCUGUCAACUUAUAAUGCUAUUCAUGUAUUUUCUCAGCAUGUUGAGAAAACAGGAGAAAUGCGGAGGAAAUACAUUUUCUCCGCUUUUUUCGUAUUUUCUCAGCCUACCUGAAUAGGUUUUCUCCCGUUUUCUCAGCGUUGAAAAAUAACAUGAAUAGCCCCAUAAUAAAAAUCAAAAUUUUUGAAUUUUUUUUUAAUUUUUCAAAAUUUUACAAUUUUUUGAAAAUUUCUGACUUUGAAAAAUUUUCCGGAUUUUCUGGUUAAAAAAAUCUGGAAAUUUUCCGACUUUUGAUUUUGAUGCUUUCAGAUCGAGCUCUUCACCGCCUCGAAAUGCACAUGAUGCAAUUACAAAGAUUGCAAGAUGAAAACGAUGAAGAUGGUGUGAUGAUUGAUCGAAUUGCCGAAUUUGCGUUGCCAGAUGAGAGACGUGAGUUGAUUUGUGAUGAAAAUCGUGAAAUUUGGGUCCAGGAGGGGAAAAUUUGAGCUGUGUACCUUUUGAAGAACCUAAAAAUCGUGAAAUUUGGGUCUUUACGCGAUUAAUAUGAGCAAUACUUUGAUUUUUACUGAAAAUUUUAAUUUUUAACAUGAGCAAUGCUCUAAAAAUCGUCAGAAAAUGGCUGAAAAUCCAGAUAUUUCUUUAUUGAAAUGAGCAAAAAUUCCUAUGCUCUUUAAAAAUCCCAAAAUUUCGAAUCAAGGUUAAAAAAUCUGAUUUUUCCCCAAAAAACCUUUUCUAGCUCAAAAAUUCGCUGAAAAUUCAAAUUUCUGGCACCCAAACCUCUAUGCGCCUUUAAAAAUCCCCCACAUUCUUUCAGCUCUCGCCCGUCCAAAUCGUCCACCUCCAGCCGCCGCUCCAUUCGAAAUGCGCCGCCCGUUUUUCCCAUUUUUCCUCGGCGAAGAUCGCAUCGCGGCAACCGCGCAACGAAUGCGUGCGCAACUCGAAGCGGAAAACGCGGCGCACGAAAUGCGUGACACCUCACCGCAAACUACCGCCGCAACCACACCGCUCGAAAUUGUCGACGAACCCCAUCAUGCACCCUAUCUGCCGUUUUUGGCAAUGGGUUUUCACGGACAACCAGUCAGAAGAUUUGUCGAUGAUUCGGAAAAUGAGACGGAACCCGAUAGUGAUGAUGGAACAACGAGUGAUGAUGGAGAUGAUGAGCCGAGACAGGUUGGAACGAUUGAGAUGCGAAAUUUGGAGCAUUUUGAGCCCAAACACGGUGUAUUUUUGAAAAUUCUGUGAGAUUUGGAGCAUUUUGACACCAAACACGGUGUAUUUUUGAGAAUUUCUAGCAUUUUGAGUAUAAAAAUGAUUAUGGCCUAGAAAUCCAAAGUGUUGUGUGUUGGAUUUCUAGGCCAUGCUCGUAUUUGGGCUCAAAAUGCUCGAAAUUCCAAGCUUCAAAGCCCUAAAAAAGCCUCGUGGCCUAGAAAUCCAAAAAUUGCAUUUCUAGGCCAUGCUCAUGUUUGAGCUCAAAAUGUACCAAAUUUCAAGCUUCAAAAUCCUUUUAAAAAAGCUUCAUGGCCUAGAAAUCCAAAAUAUUGAUUUUCUAGGCCAUGCUCGUAUUUAGGCUCAAAAAUGCUCCGAAUUUCAAGCUUCAAAACCCUAAAAAGCUUCAUGGCCUAGAAAUCCAAAACAUUGAAUUUCUAGGCCAUGCUCGUAUUUGAGCUCAAAAUGCUCCAAAUUUCAAGCUUCAGAAUCCUAAAAUUCUACAAACAAAAGCUUCAUGGCCUAGAAAUCCAAAGUGUUGUUUGUUGGAUUUCUAGGCCAUGCUCGUAUUUGGGCUCAAAAUGCUCCAAAUUUCAAGCUUCAAAACCCUAAAAAAAAUUCACCAUGUUUUGGCUCAAAAUGCUCCAAAUUUCGCAGAAUUUUCAAAAAUACACCAGGUUUGAACUCAAAAUGCUUCAAAUUUCACAGAAUUUUCAAAAAUUCACCAUGUUUGGGCUCAAAAUGCUCCAAAUUUCCAGAAUCCGUUCCUUCGCCAACUCGAACGAGAAGCCGAAGAAGCUCUACAAAAUGCACAAGGCGAUGAUGAAGACGAAGAGAUGCACGAAAUUCCAGCUGAAAAUGGAUCAGACGGCGAUGAUGAGCGAGAAGAAGAUGCUCCAAAUGCUGCUCCGGCGGCUCCGGCUCGAAAUCUCGAAAAUCCACUCAGAAAUAAUGGUGGUGGUGAUGGACUUGAACGAAUCGAAGAAGCUCGUGACGCGCUACUUCAAGGAACUCGCAAUUUACGUCGAGAAAUUGGCCGAGCAAUGGGACAAUUUGAGCGAAGAUUGGUGGAAAGAAGACGAUUUUUUGAUGGAGUUUUGGGUGAAGGUUUGUGAGAUUUUUUGAAUUUCUUGCAAUUUUACGUUACCAGAAAAUACAAAAAAUUGAUUUUUUUAAUCGAAAAUUUGAAUUUUUGUAUUUCUCGUAAUUUCAGGUGACCAGAAAUUCUAAAAAUUCGAAUUUUCUCGUAAAUUUUUAAUUUCUUGCAAUAUCAGGUGAGAUUUUUAGUGAAAAUUGACCUGAAAUUCACCCAAGAACUGCAAAUCUACAGUAUUUUUGUUUUGCAGUCCUGGUUACUGUAUGUUACUGUACUUCAGCAUCCUUUGAGUACAGUAACCUGAACUGCAAAACUACAGUACUACUUGUAGAACUUACUGUAAUUCAUCAUUCAUUGGGGGCAUUGUGGAAUUCGAAACUACAGUAAUCCACUGCCGGACUGCAAAUUGUUUCUGAUGAAAUGUUGCAGUUCGGGUUACUGUAGUUUUGCAAUUCUGUCAAGUAUAGAUAGUUUUCAAAGUGUUGAACUGCAAAACUACAGUACUCUUUUCUCCUGGAAACUACAGUAACCCGGGCUGCAAAUUUCUGAAAUUCGGCUACUGUAGCCACGUAGAAACUGCGAAUUUCAAAAGUUUUGCAGUUCAGAGUACUGUACUUGUAAUUACAGUAAACUUUAGACAUCUAGGGAUUCGCGGUUCGCUACAGUAGCCAGAACUGCAAAACUACAGUACACGAAAAAGUCAAUUUGAAAAAAUAGAUUUUUGGCGCGAAAAAGUUUGAUUUUUGAUGCUCGAUUUUCGAAAAUUUGCAUUUUCGCGCUGAAAAAUUUCGAAAAAAUAUUUUUCGCGCUGAAAAAUUCACACAUAAUUGCAGAAAAUGGUGUCCGACCACCACCACCGCCACGUGGAACUGUAACUGUUCGAAUUUCGCGUGCUCGAGCUCAAGCCGCACAGCAUCGACAACCCGAACCGGAAUCCGGCGAAGACGCGGAAGCGGAAGCCCAACCCGGACCAUCCCGCCCACAAACACGUUCACAAACUCGCCGCGCAAAUCGCGAAGCGGAAGCUACCGCAAAUGCCGCAAGCGCUGUCGAAAGAUUGCGUCGAUUGAUGGAACGCGAUCGAGAACACGACGCGGCGGCAGACAGAAGCCGCGCACGCUACGAACGACGACGUCACAGCCAAAUGCAACGUGGCGCCGACGAAACCGAAGAGGACUACGGUAUUCGACUGAUGCGCUCGAGAAUUCGACGCGAUGCGGCAAUUCAAGCCGCCGCCGAACAUCGCCGCGAAUUUAUUCCAGAAUUUUGGGAGCGGCCAGCAAGAGGCGAAAUGGUUGUGACACGCGAAUCGCGCACGUUGUUGGCACAAAAUGCGGAGAAGGAGAGAAUGGCGCGGAAGCGGAAACAUGCGGAAAGAAAGGAGGUUUGUCACGGAAAUUUUUGGAAUUUUUCAUCUCUUCCGGGUUGAAAACUCGUGAUUUUGUCACUUUUCUGGCCUAAAAAAGUGUGAAGUGAGUGAAAGUGAAGGUUUUGGAGUUCAAAAUUUAAAAAAAAAAUCUAUUUUUCACUUAAAAAAUUAUUAUGGGGUGAUUCAAGUUGAAAAAAAUAUUAAAAGAACAUUUUUUGACAAAAAAUAGGAAAAAAUAUAGUUUUUUGACAUUUUCUGAAUCGAAAAUUGUUUCUUAAAAAAAUUUUUCUAUUAUUUUUUUUCGACUUUAAUUGAAAAAUAAAUUUUUUUUUAAUUUUGAACUCAAAAACUUUCACAAAAUUUGAAAUUUUCAUGAUUUUUUAGGCCAGAAAAGUGCUUGAAAAUUCGAAAAAAUCAUGAAUUUUCAACCAGGAAUUCAUUCUGUGAAAUGAACUUUGAAUUUUUCAAAAUUAAAUUAGCUAUCCUGGAUUUUCAGCCAAAAUUUUUUUUUUUCAGAAACGUGCCAAACGCCAAAAGACACAAUCCGACGAAUUGGAACGUUUCCAAACCCACUUUAAUGAAUCGAUAAUUUCGCUAAACUUGCCAAAAAAUCUCCAAAAAUAUAUCAAAGAUUUGCUCCAUUUUUGUGUAUAA
Messenger RNA from Caenorhabditis angaria, 8232 nucleotides. Lineage: Eukaryota; Metazoa; Nematoda; Chromadorea; Rhabditida; Rhabditidae. The record is from the annotation of a GenBank genome assembly.